Molecule: messenger RNA, 3399 nt
Organism: Colletotrichum acutatum
Lineage: Eukaryota; Fungi; Ascomycota; Sordariomycetes; Glomerellales; Glomerellaceae
Exons: 3
Coding region: 1-3399 (1132 amino acids)
Biological process (GO): regulation of ribosomal protein gene transcription by RNA polymerase II
Cellular component (GO): nucleus
Molecular function (GO): protein binding; DNA-binding transcription factor activity; sequence-specific DNA binding
Source: RefSeq, a predicted model, not a curated record
AUGACUUCGUCCAACGCCGGCCAAAAUGGCCUGGCGCCCCUUCCGACCACGCCGCCGCCCAAGCACAAGUCGACGACACCAGGCCGAACUGACCACCCCGACGACAACGACAACAACAAUCACAUCGCCACGAACGCUGCCGACCAGCAGCAACCAUCGCGCACCGACGCAUCUACAACCGUACAUCCAUCUAUCGAAGACGCGUCGACCAAAGAGCAGAGCACCUCAUUAGCCGUCGACACAUUCAUGGUCGAUGCCGACGCCGGCAGCGCUCCACCCGCGACAAUGUCGCAGCCGGCUUCAGCCGUGCAGGUUGACGCCGACCCUUUCGCCUCGUCCUUCCCACACACCCCGAUGCCGAACAUGGACCAUGCCUACAUGAUGAUGGCUCUGGCGCAUAUGGCCGGCAACCAAAUGUCCAAUCAAAUAUCACCGCCUCCGACCGUCACGCCAGCCCAGGUCACCCUCCCGAGCACAAUGGGCAACGGCAACGAUCCGCUCGUCGCAAGCACACAUAACCUCGCCGCGGCGACACAGGGUCUCGAAUCAUUUGCGCGUAUAGAAUUCGCCGACAGUGUCUUCCAGAUGACCACGUACGCCGUCAUUAUCGGUCGCGACCAGAAGGCUCUGAACCAGGCGCGGAGAGACCAGAAGCGCGAUGAUGCCUAUCGCAAGAAAGCGGAAGAGUAUGAACGCGAGGGCCUUCCGCCUCCUUCUCCUGUCAGACAUGGGCCGGGGAAAUUCAGCAAGUCAUACGUCAGUGAAGAGGGAGGCAUGCUGGGACCUGAGUCCGACAGCGAAGGGGAGGGGCGGCCAGCCAAGCGGCGCAAGACGACCAGCACCGGAUCAUCACAGAAGCAGGAAGAGGACGAGUCACAGGAGAAGCUCAUCUCAAAUCGGCAGUAUGUCUCACAUACACCGGGUGCUGCAGCCGUGGAUCUAGCUUCAUUACGACCCUCUCCUCACCACGUUCCUUUUGUCGGCAUUCACUCGCCCGGACCUGAUAUCGCAAGCAAGACCAAGGCCAUUUCAAGAGAGCAUCUCAAGAUCCAGUUCAAUAAGAGAGAAGGGGUCUUUGAGGCUAUCCCACUCCACAAGAAUGGUUUCUUCAUCGAUGAAGUGCACCACAAGGAAGGCGUCGCCGUGCUCCGGAGUGGUGAUCACCUACAAAUCAAGGACGUUGAUUUUCGCUUCGUCAUCAACGGUGUCCCAGAAGGCCGGACAGGUGCUGAGGAGUAUGCAGAAGAGGAGGAGAAACUCAAGAAGAAGGCGACCGGUGGAAAGGAGAUGAGCUUCGAGUUUGAAGCCUCUCAUGGCAACGGUCUUGACGACACAAGCGAUUCUUCCCUUAGCUCACCAGCGCCAUCAGACGUAGAAAUGUCCGAUGUCGAACCAGAAGAGGAGGAAGAAGUCGAGGCCGAAAGUAGCUCCAAGGCAGAGGCGGAAGCGGAAGCAAAAGCAGAAGCAGUGGCCGCCGCAGAAAAGGCCACAGCAGAGGCAGCAGCCGACGUUGCAGAAGCAGCGCAAACACAAACAGAGGCAGACGAUGAGGCCGAUGCUGAAGCUGAUGCAGAAGUCGAUGUUGACGCUGAUGCCGAUGCCGAGGCUGAUGCCGAGGGAGAGAUGUCACUGGAUUAUGGAGAGGAAGCAGACGAUAUCCAACCUACCACAGAGGUCAAGCCAGAGGACCAAGAAAUGGUGCAUCUUCUUAUGGGAGGUGCUCCAUUAGGCUAUCUGAACAAGAAGAGAGGACCUGGCCGGCCACCGAAGAACGGAAUCAUGUCCAAGCGAGAGCAGCGGCUUCUUAAGAAGGCUCAGCAGGAGAUGGCUAAGAAAACGAUACCACAACCUCCUCCUGGAGAGCCCCCUAUCAAGCGGAAGGUCGGCCGUCCUAGGAAACACCCACUACCAGACGAAGGAGGAGAUCGACCAGAAAAGCGCAAGUACAAACCCCGGAAACCAAAGGGCGAAGACGGCCUUGAAGGAUCAGAUGCCGAAAGACGCGCCAGAGAGAAGAAGGAAAAGAAGGCUCGUCCCAAGUCGCCCCCGCUCGAACUCAAGAUCGAGGACUACACGGAGGAGCAGCUGCAGAAGCCGAACAAGAACUACGGAGUGCUUAUCGACGAGACCCUCACUGCGGCAGGGCCUGACGGUCUCACCCUCAAACAGAUUUACAAGCGAAUUACCCAGAGAUACCCGUGGUUCUACUUCCACACGGAGACAAAGGGCUGGGAGUCCAGUGUACGACAUAACCUUAUCGGGAACGAAGCUUUUAAGAAGGACGAUACCACAGGCUUGUGGUCCAGGGUGCCCGGUGUCGAACUCGAUGCCGGCAAGAAGCGCAAAGCUACGUCACCGGACCGUUCUAUGAGUGCGGGCUAUGGUCACUACAACCACCCAAUGUACACUCAGUACGCCCAGCAGCAGCAGAGUCAUAUGCCUCCUGGCUACCAGCAUCUUCCUCAUAACUACCACGCGCAAGCCUAUGCUGGGCAGCAAGCGCAGACAGCAGCCAGGACUCCACAAUACUCCCCCCCGGGCGUGGCGCCGAACCCUGGCCAGCCUGCACCGCCAGUGACGUCUCAACCAGUGGCGCCAGUGACACUCCCUGGAUACGGGGCCGCUGCUGCGAUUGCACGACCUCAAGGUCCUUCUACAUACAGUUCACCACCACCUCCAGCUCAUCCCGCCGUCAAGACCGAAGAAGGCGCCGCCGCAACCUCAGCACCGCCCAUCACACAACCUGCUCCAGCCGCCAUCCCUGGAGCGCAACCACCCCCGCCACAGAUACCCGCUGCUGCCCCGCCGCAGCAAGCUCGACCUACACCUACACCACCAGCGCAAGCCGAACCACGUCCCGUCAUUCAGCCCAGGUUACUCUCAGCUGUUAAUGGCCUCAAGAACGGUCUCAUUGAGAACCUGAAGAAAGCCAAGAAUCCAAAGGCAGAGGCCAUCGUCAUGUCUGCCCUCAACCGCUGUCUGGGACUCAAGAGUGCCGCCACAGAAAAUCAGACCAUGGAAGAUAUCUGUAUGAAGGGAAUACAGAAGCUCCUAGACGGUUUCUCGACCCGAAGCAACACCCCCGGAUCAGGGGGCACGCCCACUCCCACUGGGCCGACAAACGUCUUUGAUUCCAAGGUCUUCAACUCUCUCCUUGGGUUCAAGAACGUUUCGUCGAAUGCCCUUAAGAGCAGGAUUGGCGAGGCCAAGGCCGAGGCAGUCACGCUAUCCGCCAUUGAUCGAGUGCUGGGCUUGGCAGACGCGAGCAUAGUACCCCCGCCUGCGGAAGCCAGCGCUUCGGGGUCGCCCGCAGCGGGCUUUGACGGGAUCGAGUCGCACUUGAUGAACUCGGUGAAGCAGCUCCUGCUGGGCCUCAACCAGAAGCUGCACGGAACAUAG